Belonocnema kinseyi is the source of this 7545-nucleotide messenger RNA. It is a transcript of the gene salm, whose product is annotated as homeotic protein spalt-major-like. Bases 861 to 5804 code for a protein of 1647 amino acids. Lineage: Eukaryota; Metazoa; Arthropoda; Insecta; Hymenoptera; Cynipidae. Gene Ontology annotation, biological process: regulation of transcription by RNA polymerase II. The record is from RefSeq and is a predicted model, not a curated record. The transcript is spliced from 8 exons. Gene Ontology annotation, cellular component: nucleus. Gene Ontology annotation, molecular function: RNA polymerase II cis-regulatory region sequence-specific DNA binding; DNA-binding transcription factor activity, RNA polymerase II-specific.
UGUUGAGGAUAGCAAGGGAAAGAUAAAAAGAGAGAGGUGAAGGAGAGAGAAGAGAAGAAGGUGGAGGAGAGGAGGGGGGCGUCGCGACGUCAGGCCCAGAGCUGGUCCGUCCGUCGUCCGGCCGACUCGAGCAUCAGAACCGCGGAUUUCGCGAGAUAUAGAGACGCGAAUAUAGGUGCAUACACACGCGCCGUCGCGAUAGACGCACACAUGCGAAUCUAUGCGCGACAAAUGUCCACGCACACACACACACCUAUUUUCGCCGGACAGUGCCGUCGCGCUUACAAUCCACGUCGCACCACCCGAUCGUGAUGAUUGAUCGUCCUGGAGACGUGUGAUGAAAAAAUUAUCAUUCGAGCUUCAUCAAAUAGUGCAUCAAAAUUAGUGUUAGUUUGAUUCUCCCACAGUCGAGGACGACAGGAGGAUCAGCGCCAAAGGCUUCUUAUGGAUUACGGAUCAAGUUGACCUGAAGUUGUCCUCAGAAAAGAGGACUCAACAAUUAUAGAUUAAAGUUAGGUUCCUCUGAGCAUGGAAGAACCGUCGUGGAAGAAGUGGAUUUUCCGAAGGGGGUUGGAUAUAAAAUAUAGCAGAGUGAUUAUAGCAUAAGAUAAAUAGUGUUGGGGAGUGAUUCCGAGUGAACUGACAAUUGGAGAACGAGUGUCGGAAGCUUUGUGAGAAGUGUGAGACUUGAGGUUUGAUUACCUGGAGCUUGGGGAUUGUGGUUUUGGGUGGUUUUAGGGACUUUUUUCGGGUCCACGAAGGUCCAUUUGUUUGGAUCGACAGAGUUGUCGGACCGUCGGCACGAAUCGAGUGGACGCGCCGAUUGGUGGAGUGUAUAAUUAUUAUCAAGAGGCAGAGGGAUGACACGUAGAAAGCAGGCUCGACCCAAUCGUGCCCACCUCGAGGACGAUUUAGUCCAGGGAUCUCUCGAGAUUUUUCCCCUGAGAACAUUCGAAGACGAUACCCGAGAAGAAAAUGACUCAGCUUCGGAGGACGAGGAAAGUGGAGGAGGAGCCAUCGGCGAAGAGGCCGUUGAUCUUACGGCUACCCGUUCCCAUCACGGAGAUGAGGAUGAAAAAGAUCAGGAAGAAUUACCAAUGGAGGAAGACGAGGAUGAAGGAGUUGUUGAUGAGCAGGAGGAGCAGGACGAAGACGAGGAGGGUUCGCGCAAGCAAAUGCGAAAUCGCCAGGAUGCAGAAAACAAUAAUAGCUUCGUGGAGGGUGGUUCAGCUGCCGGAGUCUUUCCUCCCGCCGGUACUAGUCACGUCACACUUGGGGCUCUUGAAAAUACAAAAGUUGCAGUUGCCCAAUUUGCAGCCUCGGCCCUGGCGGGCAGUGCAGACAGCGAGGCGGCCAUGCAAGAUUACGCCCUCUUGCAGAGUACCCUUUACACCCUUCAGCACCAACAGGUUUUUCAACUUCAGCUGAUCAGUCAACUGCGGCAACAAUUGUCAGGGUCGCAACCUGGAACGACACCGGCGAUAGGAGACUCAGCGACCACUGAUAGCAAAGAAGCUUCACCUUCCCCGAUUACAAAUCCAAAAUCCCUUCCCAUCCUCACUUCCCCUCCUCCAUCCCGACCACCCAGUCAUCAGCAACCAUCCCCAUCGCCUCUCACCCCCAGCUUGCCCCAGGAACGACCCGUACCCACAAGCAGUGCUUCUCCGGUCGGCGUACCUCUUCCUUCAUCCACCGCGACGACGCCAACCACAACAUGUAGCAACAUGGUAGCCAUGAGUCAUCAGAUGCCACCGCUCUGCUCGAUAAGUUCAUCCCUCGCGUCGACGAUCAUCACCAACAACGAUCCAUUACCUCUUCAUGAACCGAACACUCUGGAGAUGCUUCAAAAGCGCGCUCAAGAGGUACUUGAUAAUGCAAGUCAAGGUCUACUGGCGAACAAUCUGGCAGAUGAGCUCGCCUUCAGGGGUGGUAAAGGUUCGAGAUUGUCUCCCUACGACUCGAAAACGGGUGGCAGCCGGGGCGAACCCUUCUUCAAACAUCGAUGUCGCUACUGCGGCAAGGUCUUUGGCAGCGACUCCGCCCUCCAGAUCCACAUACGGUCCCACACAGGUGAGCGUCCCUUUAAGUGCAACGUCUGCGGGAGCCGAUUCACCACCAAAGGAAACUUGAAGGUCCACUUCCAAAGGCACACGGCCAAGUUUCCGCAUAUUAAGAUGAAUCCCAAUCCCGUUCCUGAACACCUUGAUAAGUAUCAUCCUCCACUCCUCCAGCAGCUCGCAGCAUCCGGACAGAGACCUUUACCAUCUCCACCACCUCCACCCCACCCGCAUCACCCCCCUUUUCAUCCAGCCUCAGCACAUGGUUUUCUUCCCCCACAACCUCCCUUACCUCUUAGUCUAACCAUGCCCGGUAUGUCGCCCCUUUAUCGACCUCCUCUCGUCAAUCACCGAGAUGAUCAAGAUGUCCCUGAGAACCUCAGCAAGCCUAUGGCAAUGGCACCUGCGACCUCUCCUCAAUCACCUAACACCCACUCAAGUUCACAUCAUUCCUUUCUUGAUCAUCAACCACAAAAACAAAUGCAAGAUCCAAAAGAAGAUUUAAGGGAAGAGAUUAAGGUCGAGCAGUCAACGCCAGAAUCAUUUCAGCUACAACCAUCCAUGCAGGAGAAUAAGGAACCAAUCACGCCGAAACGUGAGCCAGAGGACGUUGAUGAACUACCAGAGGAGGAAGGCGAGGAAUUCGACGAGGCGACUAGGAAAUUUAUGAACUCCUCACCAUCCUCGGCAAAUCCUCCUUCUCACCCUCAACAGUACGAGGAUUGUAGUAUGGAUAGCAAAAUUAGUGGACGUCUGGAAGGAGAUGUGGAUAUGGAAGCUGAGGAGGACAUGGAGGAGCAACCUGAGAAUCUCUCAAGUAGAGGACCUGGAAUCCGUCUUUCGCAACAGCCAAUUCUGUACCCUGGGGCAUCACCAGCGAGUAGCAGCGCCAGUAGUGGAAGUCUUCAGACAUCCUUUUCUGGAAUCAUAUUCCCUGGCCCACCACCUCACCACCAGUUACCUCAUCAUCCUUCGUCAACAACUGGAACAACUCCCACAGGCUCUGUGAACGAUAUGAUCGUUGAUCCUGCAAGAGAUCCAGCUAUAUAUUCAAGCCUCCUACCGAGACCUGGUAGUAACGACAAUUCUUGGGAGAGCUUAAUAGAAAUCACAAAAUCCUCGGAGACGAUGAAGUUGCAGCAGUUGGUAGACAACAUCGAACACAAGUUGACGGACCCGAACGAAUGUGCUAUUUGUCAUCGAGUGUUAUCUUGCAAAAGCGCUCUGCAGAUGCACUACAGAACGCACACAGGAGAACGACCUUUUAAAUGCAAAAUCUGCGGAAGGGCCUUCACCACGAAAGGGAAUCUCAAGACUCACAUGGGAGUUCAUCGAGCGAAACCACCUCUACGAGUCCUGCAUCAGUGUCCUGUUUGUCACAAGAAAUUCACUAAUGCUUUAGUUCUUCAACAACACAUACGAUUGCACACGGGCGAGCCCACGGAUCUUACUCCAGAGCAAAUCCAAGCUGCAGAAGUGAACGAGUAUCCAGGUUACCCUCACAAUCCUCUCAACUCAUUUCUUCCACAGGGAUUUCCACCUCUUCACCCUGGUGGUCCAGGUUUCUCUCUAGCCUUUCCACCAUCACGACAUUCACUAGAAAGGCAAUCCCUGGAGAGUGAAGCUGAUAUGAAAGAACAUCAACACCUCCAGCUUCAGUUUCAACAGCAGCAACACAGAUACAUGGAAGAACAUGGUGAAGACAUGGACGACCAGGACGAGGAUGAUGAGGAUCGGAGAGAAGAAGACGAGAGGUGUGACGAAGCUCAGGAAAGGCGAAUUGCCGAGGAGGAAGAGGAACUAGAACAAGAGCCCGAGGAACCUGAGCACAAGGAAAUACCUAUCAUUCCUUCCUUCUCAACAUCCCUAGCAGCGCUUGAGAACCAAGUCAGAACGAUCACAACGAUGGCGCAGGGACAUAUGAACUCUGUCAGGUCGCCUCCUAUUCAUCGGUACAAUGGCAGCGAGAAGAGUCACAGUCCACCUAGUGCAGGGGCACCUCUGGAUUUGACACCAAGAGCGUGCUCGACACCAGCAUCCGUAGCUUCCGCUUCGACACCACCGCCUCAAACCACACCACACCACCCCCAUCCAUUCGGCAUGUUUGCAGGACUAUUACAGGCGGUGUCUUCAUCGCCAUCUGUGAAUACGAUGGGCUCGAGCAUAAAUAGUGUUUCGCCGAUGAACGCAGUCAGUCCUGGCAGUGCUGGCGGCGGACCUUUAGCCUCGUUAACAACAUCAGCCGUUUUGGCAGCAACCUCGACUUACAAUCCGCUUGGCCUAGCUGUUGGAGGCCCAGCAGUACGUGGCAACACUACGUGUAAUAUCUGCUACAAGACAUUCGCGUGUAACUCUGCUUUGGAAAUUCAUUACCGGAGCCACACGAAGGAACGACCUUUCAAGUGCACCAUCUGCGAUCGAGGAUUUUCGACUAAGAGUGACGGCACAGUGGUAGAAACGUGCUCAUGUGCUGAGCGGGGAAACGGAUUACCCGCAAGAAGUUCUACUACCGUUAGAUCAGAUCUUCCAUACCAGUCAUUAUCAGCUCGACCACCAUCGAUAGUAUCGACGGAAUCUCAGGAGAAGCCAAAACGCAGGAGACGGCGGCCCGAGGAUCGUAAGAAUCGGGGGCGGACUGGUACUGGAGGGGGGCGGGGACUGACGUCUACCUAUGCUGCAAUCUAUGGGGACGUACGCCUGCCCCCACUGAUGCCCCCCGCCCUCGGACUUCUAACCUCGGACCCCGUAUUCCUGGGCAACAUGAAGCAACACAUGCUUACCCACAAGAUCCGGGAUAUGCCUCCUCAUCUCUUCAGCGACUCGAAGCCGCCAACUCAACAGCAUCAGCAGCACACUCCUGAUCAUGAAACCUCCAGGAGUCCAAUGUGCACUGAUGAGUCAAGUUUACCUCCACCACCUCCACCGCCUCCACCUCCACCGCCGAUGCCACCAACAUCAAUGGAAUCUCCCAUUCCAGUGAAGAGACCUCUAUCCGAAAGCGAACUUGCAGCUCCCAAAAGGCCGCACAGCAUGUCCAGCAAGCACUUGUGCCAGGUUUGCAAUAAGAAUUUCUCCUCGUCCUCGGCGCUCCAGAUCCAUAUGAGAACACACACUGGUGACAAACCAUUCCGGUGCACCGUCUGCCAGAAGGCCUUCACCACCAAGGGCAAUCUCAAGGUUCAUAUGGGCACGCAUAUGUGGACCAACGGAACCUCUCGACGAGGACGCCGAAUGUCUCUGGAUCUUCCUCCUCUGCCCAUCACGCCCAAGGACUCGGAGUUUCUGCAGCGACGCCCGGAUCUCUUCUAUCCUUACCUGCCCACGCCAUUCCUUAAUGGAGUUCAGCAGAAACUGAACGAGAUCUCAGUGAUUCAAGGUAACAACGGAUUGCCGGCUCAUCCAGUCAAUGCCAGCAAAUACGCUGGGAUCUUCGGGUCAGUAUACGGUGGAAGCUUCCCUAUGGAAAAACAACCAAUGACACCUACCAACGGUCCGAUGAGCGACACCAAAUCUUCGCUAGCUUCGGGCUCCAUGUUGUUCCAGACUCCUUCCCCGUCUCAUUCCCCCGGGGCGCCGUCCUCGAACACCGGAAAUCAAAAUUCAGCGAGCAUGCCCGCCUGGAGUGGCGAACCUUUGCAACAUCACUACGAAAGAGAUGCACCUUCAAGAACCGAGAGCAACGCGACUCCACCAUCAGCGCGAUUGCCACCUCCACCUGCGCCUCGAGGGGAAGGUCUAGCUGCGUGAAGAUUCUGCAUUUCCGUUCCUCGCUACCCACCCCCCGAAAUUCGUACUCACUAAUUAGCAACCAGACCCAGGGAUUUCCAUCUGCUGGGUAAAGGAAUUCAUAACUUCGAAUCGGUGUUUCCAGUUGAGUGUUAUAAAACAGCCAGCUUUUCCAUUUACUCAUUAGGUUUGCUAUAGACAGUACGAAUUUCGUCAUCAACCGGGAUGGUUAUCCGAGUUCCACGGUUACUUUCGACAUAUCCCCCAUGGUUGCAGAGACAGCUUAAGAAGACAUCAUGUUCCUAUUAUCACACUAGUCUUAACGUGUAAAAUACAAUCGGCCGAUCGAUGGAUCAGCCGACAGCUUUCGGAUAGGAUAGGUGAACAAGCGCCCGACCCAGGGCAACCCAAAAGGGUCGGGUGCUCCAAUUAUACAUACAAAUAUGAUAAAUGAAUUGAGUUUUUAAUAAACGAUUGUCAAUCCAUUCGAUACGGAGGCGACUCGCGGCGCCUAGACUGAGCUCUGCUGUCUAGCCAGCUAGCCACAAGACACGUGGCGCCGCGCUUCUUUGAGUCUCCGUAUCAGACCGUCCAUAUUCGCGACAGUGAUGGUCUCCUCGCCUAGGUUUAAAUCACGUUAUCACACAUGAUGUAUAUAAAUAUAGCGCAUAUAUACAUAUAUACACUUAUAGUGCAUAUAUGCAUAUACAUACAUGUGCAUAUGGAUAUAUAUAUAUAUAUAUAUAUAUAUAUAUAUAUCGUAUCCAAGAGCGUCGUCGUGAGUGCAUGAGUUGUAUACAGCAUGAAGAGUAUAUGUGAAGAAUGCAUGAGUCGAGCGCAGGAGAAAGAGAAUAUAUUGUUUCCAAUAGGAAAACGCAUGUAAGUAGACGCGGGCCCGGCAGCGCCCCUCGCUGUGAUAUGAGAGGAGCAGCCUGCAAUCACUAAACCAAUGUACUUAUUUCCUGUAUCAUAGUAUUAUAUAUAUAUAUAUAUAUAUUAAUAAAUUAAUUAUUGUAUUAUUAUCGUGCGUAGAGUAACGCGACACUUACUGACACGCAUAAACGCGAGCGUGUGUACAAACUUGGUAUGAUUGACUCUAGAGUUGAUCAAUUAACAUUAAAUUAUUUUUUUAAACUUGCCUUUGUUCCUGAAUAUAUAUAUCAAUUUUUCGAAAUUCUGGUACUCUACUGUCAAUUAUGCUAAGUAUGUUCGAGUAUACCGUAGCGUUACAUUAGCUACGUGCAGAUGUUUAUUCAAGUCUGAUGAAUUAUUAUUGAGGCUUCCUUAUUAUAAUUUUGCCUGUGCCUAGUAUACGAACUUUACCGACCAAUGAACCAGUGAUUCAGUUUAAGAAAUCAUACGUACAUAGUGAUAUACUUUUUUUUCUAGAAAUUUAAGUACGAAAGUGCGUACUAAUCUUCAUCUAGCCCUCAAUUUUAGGUACUUAUGCUUCGAUUCCAUGACACCAGUGUAUCGUUUACGAGUUUGGCUAAUCUAUUUUGCAUUCCCUUUUAAAUUAUCAAAUUUAUCGCGAGUGAAUAAAUUCAAUUCUGUUUGAAGAAAACACAAUUUAUUAAUUUUCUUUUCAAUUUAAAAGAUAGAUUUGGGAACUGUAACCCAUGAUUCAGCUCGCGGUAAGAAAGACUUGCAUUCUUGUUCAGAAUUCGUGAAAAUAAAACCAAGAACCAAAUCUCCUUCCUUUUCUUUUUUUAUUUCUGUCGUCUUUUUUAUUUUUAUUAUUAUUAUAAAUUCACAAUAUAAA